Messenger RNA from Durusdinium trenchii, 543 nucleotides. Lineage: Eukaryota; Dinophyceae; Suessiales; Symbiodiniaceae. The record is from the annotation of a GenBank genome assembly.
AUGAGCCUACAACGACUUCGUCAUCCGCACAUACUGAGUGUGAUUGAGGCUCUCGUGGAGGAGAGAAGCACAUUGGCAUUUGCAACCAAACCAGUGGUGGGGACAGUUGCUCAGCUAUUGGAAAACAACAGGCAUGAACUGUCAAAUUUGGAAAUGAAGUGUGGCCUUUUGGAUGUUGCGGAGGCAAUGCAGUUUCUUCAUGAGGAUGCCAAGACUGCCCAUUUGGGCUUUUCUCCGUACAGCAUUUUCAUAGAUCCACAGGGGAAGUGGCUACUGGGCGGUUUAGGCUUUUCGUUCAGCGGAGUACAAUGGGGACAGAUGAUGGACUGUCCUUUUGCAUUUUCAGGGCAGGAGGUCGAACAGAUGUUGUUCGCAUGCCUUAGAAAGAGGUAUGCAGCGCCUGAAAUGUGUGGCUUUCCAGCAAAAUGUGGGUUGGAAUCCGACAUGUUCUCGAUGGGGCUAUUGGCGUGCCCCACGAGUGUCUUUUUCUCCCAUCCAAGAUGGAGACUUUGUUGUAAACGGUUUGGGCUACUCUUCAGCUGA